Messenger RNA from Bipolaris maydis ATCC 48331, 1332 nucleotides. RefSeq names its product cytochrome P450. The record is from RefSeq and is a predicted model, not a curated record. Gene Ontology annotation, molecular function: iron ion binding; oxidoreductase activity, acting on paired donors, with incorporation or reduction of molecular oxygen; monooxygenase activity. Lineage: Eukaryota; Fungi; Ascomycota; Dothideomycetes; Pleosporales; Pleosporaceae.
AUGGCGCUACUACAACAACUAGUAAGCGAAGCCUCUAGAAGAGCCCCAACUAAUCUUGGGCUUGUCAUCUCUCUUGUGGUUGUUCUCUAUCGCUUUUUGAAGAUAGGUUCUAGACCUAAAGACUACCCACCAGGCCCACCGGCACUUCCAUUCGUUGGCAACUUGCACCAAAUCCCAAAGAGGAACAUUCAUUUGCAAUAUGAGAAAUGGGCAAAACAAUGUCUGGCGGAUGGCCAGGUCAUUCAUGGUCUUGUUGACUUGAGAGGCUCUAACUAUGCAGACAGAUCUGAGCUAUGGGUCCGCGGGUUAUUUGAUAAUUCCAGAAUCAUUAUGAAAAACCUUCCUUACCAAGAAUUGGAAAUACUCCAGAUGCUAACCCAAAUACACACUGACAUGGAAAACUUUGUUCUCCAUGUGGGCCGAAUGACGGAAAGCAUGGCUACAAUUAUCGCCUAUGGGUUUCGUUUGCCCAAUACCACAGAUCCUUUAACCCACGAGAUGCUAGAAAACUCACAUGGAUUCUUCCAGUGUAUCAUCAAGUCCAAAAUUCUGGACUGGUACCCUUCAUUAAAGCCGUCCAGCCGACUUCCAUGUUUUGCCACCAACAUAGAGGCUUCGAAAUCGAAAAUAGAGCUCUUGAUUGACCAUGCGGCUGUCUACAUUGUAGGCAUUGCAUUCGGAGGAGCGGAUACUACUCGAUACACUCUCCAAAGGAUUUUCAAAGCUAUGGUAUUGUUUCCAGAGCUCCAGAAAGCCGCUCAAGCUGAGAUUGAUAAGGUAUUUGGCCUCUCAAAGUUACCAUCUGGUGAACAUCUCAUAUCUCUGAAAUACAUCCGUUGCACAGCCAAGGAACUAGUGAGGGGGUUGCCUACUGCAAUCAAUGGAGCUAUACUCCAUGCAGCUGUCGCAGAAGACACAUACCGCGGAUAUCCUAUUCUUGCUGGAGCCUCCAUUGUGGUCGCCGUCUGGUCAGCGAGUCACAAUCCUCAGGACUUUGAGGAUCCCAGGACCUUCCGCUCAGAAAGACAGGAUCCAGAUAUCAGCCUACUAGAGGCUUUGAAUGCUGCUUCAACCAAGAAUUGGGGGUUUUAUGGAUUUGAUUCUGGGCACCGCAUCUGCCCAGUAGUUUAUGUCGCAGAAAACACACUCUUAAUUGCGAUAGCACGUGUUUUGUGGGCACUUAAUAUCAGCACAGCGGAAGAUAGGAGUGUUAACUUGAUUGAAAUUGAUCGAGAUGCUAUGGCAGGAGGACUAGCAGCUAUGCCAGCGCCUUUCAAGUGCAAGAUUGUUCCACGUAGUGCUGGACGCAUAGUCCUGAUCGAUAAAGAGUGA